AUGACGCCAUACCAAUACCGGCGACACGGCCUCAGAUGUGACGAUGCGAUGGCUGCUGAGAUGCCUGGUUUCUCCCAUUGCAUUACCCGGAAGCCUACACUGUCUGGCAGGCAAGAGCUCGCAACGUCCAUUUCUACACCUAUUCUGACACUAUCCCACAUCCAGGGCUGUGUGCCCUUGCAGAAGUUAGCACCUCAGUUGAGGGCUCCUCCCAAGCCAGUGGACAUGGGACAUCAUGGGGCCGCUGCCACGACUGAGGCAGCCUAUGAACUGGGCCAUGGCCUGCGGGUCAUGGGGCUCAGCAAGAGGCCGGGCUACAUUCUCAUUCACAACCAUUCGCCAACCCUCAAGUUUUUGAUGCUACAGGAGGUCUUAGAGUAUGAGGUGAGCAAAGGCCGUAUCCAUGAGGAUGACAUUGUCAUUUUCUCAGAUGGUCAUGAUGUCUUGCUGCAGCAAUCGCUUGCGGAGAUUUUCGUGGCCUACAGUCGAUUCCCUGACUGGCCUUAUCUUAUCUCUGGGGAACGCAAUUGCUGGCCUUGGCCACAUACCCAUCCAUCACAUGGGACAUGGGAUUUGAACGACCAGAUCCCUUUUGCGAACCAGUCAUGGACGAUAAACCGAUGGAUCAGGUUCCUGCCUGAGGACUUCUGUCGAAUGAUUCGAGGAGAUGGUCCAUACCCGUACCCCAACAUUGGUUUGUCCAUGGCUCCAGCAAAGCGCUUCAUAGAGGUGCUGAAAAGGAACAACAAGAUCGUGCUUGAAGAGGAGAUGAAUGAUCAAGGUGCUAUGUGGUUGGUGAUCUUCCGCUAUGCUGAGGAGUUGAAUAUCCAGAUAGACCAACAUGCAGAGGUCUUCCUCAACAUGUUGGAAUACAAAGCCGGCGAUCUCGAGCGCGAACCCUGCGACAAGACCUGGUUCCGCGGCGCAGGCGGCUUCGGGCGGCCACCACGGAAUGCCUUGACCAACACAACUCCGGGCAUCUUGCACUUCAACGGACCUUCUCAUGAGGAUGGAGUAUGGCCCAGCUGCUACCAUGUCAUCAAUGGAAAGUUCCGAAGAAAAGAGCACGGCCACGCGUUCUACGAUAUAGAUCAUGACAUUUUGGCGGACAAGGGUAAAAAAGCUGGAGAAGACCAACACGCUUUCCCAGAGGCAGAGGCCCCCAGUCACUCCUUGCCUCCGGGCUGA
Messenger RNA from Cladocopium goreaui, 1188 nucleotides. NCBI's taxonomy places the organism in Eukaryota, Dinophyceae, Suessiales, Symbiodiniaceae. The record is from the annotation of a GenBank genome assembly.